Salvia splendens (bonfire salvia) is the source of this 1271-nucleotide messenger RNA. Its product is annotated as probable protein phosphatase 2C 39. Lineage: Eukaryota; Viridiplantae; Streptophyta; Magnoliopsida; Lamiales; Lamiaceae. The record is from RefSeq and is a predicted model, not a curated record. The transcript is spliced from 5 exons. Gene Ontology annotation, biological process: protein dephosphorylation. The coding region runs from base 101 to 964 and encodes 287 amino acids. Gene Ontology annotation, molecular function: cation binding; protein serine/threonine phosphatase activity.
GUCAUUAUCUCUCUUCCGCUUACAACUCCGCUCUACUCGAUGUACGUCACAGCAAAUCCCAUCAUUCAUUGAUAUAUACUCUUAGUUUCCUAACAAAACUAUGACAGGGAAGGAUAUCAUCCAAAAGGUUAAGGAAAAGGUAUGUAUAACUCAAGCAGCAUCUGAUAGUGAUACAGGAAAAGGGAAAAGUAAGAUGUCAAAGCAAAUUAAACAUGGAUAUCAUUUGGUGGAGGGAAAAUCAGGCCACGCCAUGGAAGAUUAUGUUUUUGCUGAAUUCAGACAAGUGGAUGAGAAUGAGCUUGGUCUGUUUGCUAUAUUUGAUGGCCAUGUGAGCCGCGAGAUCCCUAAUUAUCUCAAAUCUCAUCUUUUUAACAACAUAUUGAAAGAGCUGCAGCCUGACUUCUGGACUGCUACUGAUGCUGCUAUCAGGAGAGCCUAUCGCAUAACUGAUAGCACGAUACUGGAGAAAGCCAAGGAUCUCGGAAAAGGGGGUUCUACAGCUGUGACAGCUAUAUUGAUCAAUUGCCGGAAGCUUGUGGUUGCCAAUGUUGGAGAUUCUCGUGCUGUGAUCUGCAAGAAUGGCGUGGCGAAGCAGUUGUCGAUUGAUCAUGAGCCUGAAAGGGAAAGGGACACUAUUGAGAACAAGGGUGGUUUUGUAUCAAAGUUUCCAGGUGAUGUACCGCGUGUUGAUGGACAACUAGCAGUAGCGAGAGCGUUUGGCGAUAAAACUAUCAAGGAUCAUCUUAGCUCCGAACCAGACGUCAUAGUAGAGACGAUAGAUGAUGAAACUGAAUUUAUGAUAUUGGCCAGUGAUGGUGUUUGGAAGGUUAUGUCGAAUGAAGAAGCAGUGAAGUGCAUCAGGCAGAUCAAAGAUGCCAAAUCCGCAGCCAAACGACUUAAUGAAGAAGCACUUGCUAGAAAAAGCACAGAUGAUAUCUCUUGCAUUGUUGUAAGGUUUGGCUAGCUAGUUUUUUUUGGAUAGUUUUGCUUAGUUUGUAGAUCAAAAACCUUGCAAGACUGCUUUCUACUUUGGCAUAUGUCUACCAGUCGAAUACUUUUGUAUGUAAAUACUGCAUAUUUGAUUCCAUCCAUAAAUCUAUUUUCUUCCCUAUGAGUUCUAGUCUCAAUAAGAAUGCUAUUUCUUACUGUUCAUAUAUUAUGAUAUGAAUAUACCACACCAAUUCGUUAUGUGUGGGUGAUGAGAUUCCAUUGAUGCAGAGCCAAUUCCAAUAGACUUAUUGGAGGGUCCCAUUGGCGUGCAUCCAGUAGGA